Hemiscyllium ocellatum (epaulette shark) is the source of this 2454-nucleotide messenger RNA. It is a transcript of the gene socs9, whose product is annotated as suppressor of cytokine signaling 9. Gene Ontology annotation, cellular component: phosphatidylinositol 3-kinase complex. Gene Ontology annotation, molecular function: 1-phosphatidylinositol-3-kinase regulator activity. Lineage: Eukaryota; Metazoa; Chordata; Chondrichthyes; Orectolobiformes; Hemiscylliidae. Gene Ontology annotation, biological process: intracellular signal transduction; phosphatidylinositol phosphate biosynthetic process. Bases 353 to 1657 code for a protein of 434 amino acids. The transcript has 2 exons. The record is from RefSeq and is a predicted model, not a curated record.
CGCUCCCGGCAGUGAGUUGGAGGCCGCGGGCGGCGGCAGGAGCCGGGGAUCGCGGCGUUUGAGUGACUGCGGUCUAUCGAUAGAAACUCGGCCUAAAGACCGGCUGGAGACCCGGGGGGAGUGCAGACAGCUCGUGAACUUCUCUAUGGGAAUUUUAGGGAGGUUUCUAAAUCCGAUUUGAAGAGAAUUCUGAAUGCAGUGCAGGACAAGAUGGCUGCUCACAUCUUUCACCAUGUGUCCAAGUCUUGUCCAACAUUAGUGGAUUCAAUCUGCCAUCGGCGUUUCCACAAGGGUUUUUCUUAAAGCUCAGUCUCCCAGCCUCGGUUGAAUCGCAGGCUAACUUCCAGAAACCAUGUCAGAGUCGCAAGAGAAUGACAAGCCAGAGAAAGAUAAGCGGGCUGUGAGGCCAAAGGUCAGACGAGGCGAUCCAGACGAUCAGAGGGGAAGCCGGAGCAAAAAGAAGAACAGAAAUUCCCACAAGUCUGAUCCUUCCGCUCGCUCCUCGGACUGUGGACUGCAGGAGGAGGAUGUCAGGAGUCAGGGCAGGAAACCAGAGAGACAGAGUCCGGAUCGGACCCGAGAGGAUUCCCGUGACUUGGGAGCAUGCAAACUGCACAGCAGAUCCUUGAGGCAGCGGAUUCAGGAUGUGGUGGGUCAGUGCUUCCCCAUUAAAUCCCACAGCCUCCAUUCUGCCAUCUUAUCCUCCUCCAAAAGGAAGAUUCAUAUCAGUGAACUGAUGCUCGAUAAAUGCCCAUUCCCCGCUGGCACGGAUUUGGCACAGAAAUGGUACCUAAUCAAACAGCACACCGCCCCUGUCUCUCAGAGCUUGCCAAUGCUGGACACUGCAUCCUCUGGCGGGACACCUGUGGAGGAUGAAGAUGACCGUCUGCGGGAGAGAAGGCGGAUUAGCAUCGAGCAGGGAGUUGAGCCUCCUCCCCAUGCACAGAUUCACACCUUUGAGGUAACAGCACAGAUCAACCCCUUGUACAAACUAGGACCCAAACUGGCGCCAGGAAUGAAUGAGCUAGCUGGGGACGACCGAGCCACCCUCCAGGUACAAGAGAGUGCUUCGGUUGAAGAGUUGCCCCCUCCCCAACUGCCCCCAGAGCAGGUGGAGAUCAAAGAUGGUUAUCGCGCCCACACUCAGAUUGACUACAUCCACUGCCUGGUUCCCGACCUCUUAGAGUUGACGACGUUCCCCUGCUAUUGGGGAGUGAUGGACCGAUACCAAGCUGAGGCUCUGCUGGAGGGUAAACCAGAGGGAGCCUUCCUGCUGCGUGAUUCUGCCCAGGAGGAUUACCUCUUCUCUGUCAGCUUCCGCCGAUACAGCCGCUCCCUGCACGCACGCAUCGAGCAGUGGAAUCACAACUUCAGCUUCGAUGUCCACGACCCCAGUGUUUUCCACGCUCCCACUGUCACUGGCCUCCUUGAGCACUACAAGGAUCCAAACUCUUGCAUGUUUUUCGAACCUCUGCUCUCCAACCCCAUCAACAGGACUUUCCCAUUCAGUCUCCAGCACAUCUGCAGGGCAGCCAUUUCCAGCUGCUCCACUUAUGACGGGAUCGACCUGCUCCCGAUUCCCAACACCCUAAAGGAAUACCUGAAGGAAUAUCAUUACAAACAGAAGGUGCGAGUACGGAGACUCGACACCAGGUGAAAUAACAGAAUUUGAACUGUAAAUCAACUUCCUUCCAACUCCCAAGCUGGGGGGAAUCAACUUUAAAUAAUAACUCUCUUUAUUUCACUAUUUAUUUAAAGGCUGCAGAAUCCACAGUCUUUGGAUUUUUUUUUCUUUGUGCUAAUUUUAUGUUCGUCAAAGCACCAAAGUAUUGCGGCAUAACGCCCUGUGAUGUACAAUGUAAAGUUCGUUUGACACUGUCCCGUUAACACAUCUCACCACCCUGUUGUCCCCAAACCUCUCAAUCUCCUGCCCCAAUAGGAUAGCUUAUCUACUUCCUACACCAGGUAUCCUGUGUGUGAUUGCUCCCUCAAUAGCAAAUGAUUACCCAGUUGAGAAUGACUUGUAAGUUCAGGAUUUUCCAUCUGUCAUUCAGACUGGAUUGAAACACAAGACUCAGAGGUGAAAGCCCAGUGUUGUCCUAUUCCUUUUCCCCCCUCACACCCCCAAUUCAAUUGGUAAUCCAAACCUUCCAGUUUAUAACUUUAAUGUACACACUUAAACAGAAGCUAGAAAUCAGUGUGGGGACCACUACAGACAGCUGCUUUGUUAAAGAUUUAAUUGCUGCACUGACUGAGUGUAAAUAUGGACCACAUUAUUUGUGGGUAAUUAAGUGAUGUUGUUUUCAGAGAUUCCAUCUCCAUCUGUUGACUGUGUUUCCUGUACCAUGAAGUGUAUGGCCUGUCAGAUUACACUGUGCACUGCUAUUGAUCAGAAUGCAAUCUUCACCUGGCACGUGAUUAAUGCAAUGUCUGUCAUUAAAUCCUGGAACGUGA